AUGAAGCUCAAAGUUAGGUUAAGACAGCGACACUUUCGUUGCAUCGGCCUACCAUUUCUCCUGCUGCUCUUAACACGUUUUAAAUAUGCAGAAACCUGCUCAAACGAAUCCUUUCCCACGCAGUUUGUGAAAGUUAAAUUCACCACUCAAGUUGUCAAGAACGAAUACAUAGUGGCUUUCAAUGCCUACUACAAGUCCCAGGCAAGAGAGAAGUUCAUUGCAGCAGCCCUGAAUGGGCUCGACGACAGACACUGGAAGAUAAUUGCCAGAAAUAAUCCAGCCAGUGAUUACCCCAGCGAUUUUGAUGUGGUUACCCUCGAGGAAGCUGAGAACAGUCAAGAUGGCUUGGAUGCCCUACGAUUACAUCCAGCGAUACGCAGAGUUACUCCUCAGAGAAUGGUCCAUAGAUCCUUACACUUUGAAAAUGAGACUGAUUUUCUGGGUGAUGCUGACAAUUCCACCAAUACAGAGAGCUUUGAAAGAUGGCAAUCCUCAAGACCUAUGAAGCGGUUAAGUUUAGCCGUGAACAAGCAGUUUUGGCAGUCUACUGGAAGGCAUACCAGCCGACGUCUUCUUCGUGCCAUUCCUCGACAAGUUACAGCUAUCCUUCAGGCUGAUGCAUUGUGGCACAUGGGAAUCACAGGUGCUGGUGUGAAAGUAGCAGUUUUUGAUACUGGACUGGCCAAAACGCACCCUCAUUUCAAGCGGAUCAAAGAACGCACAAACUGGACUAGUGAAAAGACUUUGGAUGAUGGGUUGGGUCAUGGAACCUUCGUUGCAGGAGUCAUAGCAUCUCAUCGAGAAUGCUUGGGCCUUGCUCCUGACGCUGAGCUCCAUGUUUUCAGAGUCUUUACCAAUAAUCAGGUGUCAUAUACUUCAUGGUUUUUAGACGCAUUCAACUAUGCUAUUUUGAAACGCAUUGGGGUUUUGAAUCUAAGCAUUGGAGGCCCAGAUUUCAUGGACCAUCCCUUUGUCGAUAAAGUUUGGGAACUCACAGCCAACAAAGUCAUAAUGGUAUCUGCAAUAGGAAAUGAUGGACCUCUUUAUGGAACCCUGAAUAACCCAGCAGAUCAAAUGGAUGUUAUUGGUGUUGGUGGCAUAAAUUUUGAAGAUCAAAUUGCCAAAUUCUCCUCUCGAGGAAUGACCACGUGGGAAUUGCCGCAAGGAUAUGGCAGAGUCAAGCCUGAUAUUGUGACUUACGGCGCUGCUGUUAGAGGAUCAGCCAUUAUGGGAGGAUGCCGUACACUUUCUGGAACAAGCGUUGCUUCCCCUGUUGUGGCUGGAGCAGUUGCACUGUUGGCAAGUGGUGUCCUACAUAGAGGUAAUAUUUUAAACCCAGCAAGUAUGAAGCAGGCCCUCCUUGCCUCAGCCCGACGACUGCCUGGGGUCAAUAUGUUUGAGCAAGGGCAUGGCAAGCUUGAUCUUUUACGUGCCUAUCAAGUACUUAACUCAUACCAACCACAAGCCAGCCUUAGUCCAAGCUAUAUUGAUCUUAGUGAAUGUCAGUACAUGUGGCCAUAUUGCAGUCAGCCUCUUUACUAUGGUGCCCUACCCACUAUAGUAAAUGUAACCAUUUUAAAUGGUCUUGGUGUAUCUGGGAAAGUGGUCAAUAAGCCAGCCUGGCAUCCAUACACUCCUCAGUUUGGCCACAAUAUUGAUGUAGCAUUUACACAUUCUGAAGUCCUUUGGCCAUGGUCUGGAUGGCUCGCAGUGAGCAUUGCUGUUACCAGAGCUGCCUCAAAUUGGGAAGGUAUGGCUCAGGGCCAUGUGGAAUUAACUAUUGAGUCUCCUCCAGAAGAUGGAGAGACUGAGCCAAGGCGCUCAACGGUUCGCUUGGCAAUAAAGGCUAAAAUAAUUCCUACACCACCCCGACACAAGCGCAUUCUUUGGGAUCAAUACCACAAUUUACGUUAUCCUCCUGGCUACUUUCCUCGUGACAACUUGCGAAUGAAGAGUGAUCCACUGGAUUGGAAUGGAGAUCAUAUUCACACGAACUUUAAAGACAUGUACCAACAUCUCCGGAAUGGUGGAUAUUACAUCGAAGUCCUAGGUUCUCCAUUGAGCUGCCUUGACGCCUCACAAUAUGGAACGCUACUGAUUGUAGACCCUGAGGAAGAAUACUUCCCAGAAGAAGUUGCCAAAUUGAAAAGAGAUGUUGAUGCUGGUUUAUCAUUAGUGGUAUUUGCUGAUUGGUACAAUGUAUCAGUUAUGAGAAAGGUUAAAUUUUAUGAUGAAAACACUCGCCAAUGGUGGAUGCCCGACACGGGAGGAGCCAAUGUCCCUGCUCUAAAUGACCUGCUUUCGCCCUGGGGCAUAGCACUCAGUGAUAGUGUGCAUGAAGGUUCUUUUAACCUUGGAGAACAUGAAAUGUACUAUGCCUCUGGGUCCAGUCUCCUUAAGUUUCCGGAAUCUGGAGUAGUUGUCUCACGCUCUUUGAAAGACCAAGGGCUAGAAAUUCUGGAUUCUGAUGCUGAUUCAGUUUCCAAGACUGUUCCUAUUUUAGGACUGCUGCAGAGCAGGCCCAAUGAAGUUGAAGGUGAUGAUGCCACAACAGAAAAGAUAUUUUCAUCUCCUAGUGGACGAGUUGUGGUUUAUGGUGACUCCAACUGUCUGGAUAAUAGUCAUUUGCAGAAAGAUUGUUUCUGGAUGUUGGAUGCUCUAUUAGAGUUCACCUCUACUGGUCAUAUGCCUUCCAUUUUCAAAGAUAAUAGUGCCAAAGUAACGUUUCCAUCAUCAGAUGAGCCACUACCUCAACGGAUGGAAGGAAACCACCUUUAUCGGUAUUCAAAGGUUAUUGAGAAUCACAUGGGAACCAUGCGGACAAGGGAAUUACCGGCAUGUCCACAUCUCGUUUGGGCAAAGCCUCAACCGCUAAACACCUCUGCUCCAUCAAACUUGUACAAAGCUCAGAAACUUCUGUCAGUUGGAGUGGAGGGUGAUUUGCCACUGUGGCGUGUUGCUCCUGGUGCUGCACAAGUAGAUGUUGACCGUGAUUUUGGUGGAGGAUUAGGUGUUGAUAUGAUGGACAGCCUUGCUGAAGAAGAGGGUAUUGCUCUGUUGGACUUAGCACCUGCCCUUCUUGUCAUAUCCUUGGCAGCAGCUGCAGUCCUCCUAGCAUGUCGAUGCUAUCGUUCAAGAACAAGACCACGAAGAAAGCGUGUAACACGACUUAGGCGUUUAAUGGCUGUGUUAAAUGCAGGGCGUGCGCCAACAGUGUGAUAUUGAAGUGUUAUUAUGAGUUUUCCUUAUUAUAAGAUAACAUACCACAUGAUGUUCCUCUGACGAACCACUUGGAUGCUUGCUAAAAGCACUUCAUUUAAAGAUACCAUCAGACUUAAGCUUUCUAGAUCUCAAAAAUUCCUCUUAAUUGUAUUAAAGAGGAUAAAUGUGAAGUAUCUACAUCAAUUUUUUAACCUCUCCAAAGAAUUUCUUUAUUUGGAAGUUGGCAGCAUAGCGUUCUGUGAUUGAAGCACUUUUAACUGUUGAACUUAUUGCUGAAAUGAGAGAACUCUCUCUCUAGUAUAAUUUUAAUUAACUGUGCAUCUUCUGUCUUUUCAUCAACCAAUCUACUGCGGAGCAAUAAUACAUUGUUAAAAAAUUGGUGCGACAAUUUGCUGCCGUAUAACUUAUUACUUUACAUCUUCCACUCGCGUGAGACAUGGCUAGAAAAGGACUCACUUCAUGUGUAAUAUGUACACAAAAUAUGUGAUAUAAUAAUAAUCAUAAUAAUAAUUAUAAUUAUAAAAAUGAUUGACAAUAAGUGAUACAUAAACUAUAGUGUAGCUACUUAGUGCAUGGUGAGAGUGACUGGGAAAUAUCAACAGCUUUGGAAAGAAUUUUUUUUUUUUUAAUGCCAGACAGUGGUAUGAAAUUUAUGGUAACCACACUCUAUGUCUUUCCUUGAAGCUUUUUACAGUUUUGAACCUCUGUAAAAUAUGGUUCUGUAUGUUUGACUUUAAGUCUUCCUACUACUUCAUUCUCUGUAAGGGAAUGUUGUAGUAAAGCAUAUUAAUUUUAAUUUGGAAGUUCAGUGCCCAUUUUUGCAAUAUGGUUUUUAUCAAUGUAUGGUGUUCUUGUCUUACUUCUAUGUCUGUAUUCUGGAUCUUACUCACUGUAUGUUCACUAUCAACUUACUUGAACUUGAGAUAAUUUUAGGAAAGUGUUAUGUAUGUUAUGAAUUCCAAGAGAUUUAUUUUUACUUGUAGUCAAGAUUGUAUAACUAAUGUCUUCCUUAUAGUAUAUGUUGUGUGUGUGUUUUUUUUUUUUCUCAUCACACUGGUGUGUUAAUACGUGUAUAACAUGUAACAGACUUCAUUUUUUCUCAUUGUUUACUUUACAUCUAUAGUUAUCAAUAUACAUGUACCUAGAUAGGUAUCAUCUCUGCUGUCACGUUUACUUCAUACCUUGUUUGCAAUGCAAAAUUUUUAUAUCUGACAGAUUGUGCGCUUGUUUGCGGUUUAUUAAUUUCUUUGUAUUGGAACUGAUUGUCAAGAAUGUUUCCUGUAUGUACUUACUUGCCUUUUCCUUUCUUCCUGGCCUAAUCAUUGUUGAUGUUAAUUUGUAGUUUGUUUAACCACCAUGAAGAGAUAUCUAGUGUAACUAGGUUUUGAUUUGACUACGACACUCAUGAAACUAUUCUAUUGAUUCUACUAAUGUAAAGCAUUUGAUGAGUCAUUUGUACACCAUUUUAUAAAAAUAUUAAGUUUAUUCUAGCGGCAAACAAUUUCAUACAAAACACACUUUUCAAUCAUUUUGAAACGAGUUCUGCCAUCAAAAAGUACCAUCCUUCUAAUAUUGAUAGUAAUAAUAAUUAUGAAUAUUUAACAUUUAUACUGCUCAAAGACUCAGACAUAAAAUAAAUUCCUCACGCACAAUCACACAACCAAUAAUGAUAAGUUAAAGUUACAAAAACUGUUCAAAUGCUACCCUGAACUUUGACCACCAAGUGGUAUUUAACAUUCGAUUUUGAUUAUGUAUCAGCAAAGUUUCUUGUUUUAAUUAAAUGGCAGAAGUUUAAAAAAAAAAUAAACUUGGAUUUUUUUUCCAGUUACAUCUACA
Messenger RNA from Thrips palmi, 5058 nucleotides. It is a transcript of the gene S1P, whose product is annotated as membrane-bound transcription factor site-1 protease. Gene Ontology annotation, cellular component: Golgi apparatus. Lineage: Eukaryota; Metazoa; Arthropoda; Insecta; Thysanoptera; Thripidae. The record is from RefSeq and is a predicted model, not a curated record. The transcript has 11 exons. Gene Ontology annotation, biological process: proteolysis. Gene Ontology annotation, molecular function: serine-type endopeptidase activity. Bases 1 to 3219 code for a protein of 1072 amino acids.